GCCGAGCUCAGCUGACUCUCCAGCUGCUCCGCGGGACUCCGGAGUCGGGAUCUGUCAUCACGGCGGAGGCGGGGAGCCCCCCAGAAGGAGCGGGGGGAGAGAGCGCAGGAGCAGGCUGACCGCGCGCGCGUCCGCGUCUCCAUCCUCCGCGCUCCGCGGAAGGAUGCAGUGAUGCUGUGCACGAGGAGAACUAAAACUUUGGUGUCGACGUGCGUGAUCUUGAGCGGCAUGACCAACAUCUUGUGCCUCCUUUACGUCGGCUGGAUCACCAACUAUGUGGCCAACAGUCCGAAAGUUGCGGAGGGCGGCGGGGAGGCGGACAGAAAGUUGGAGGAGGACAGCAAAGGAGAGACCCUGAGGAUUAUCCAGAGGCUGGACCGGCUGGAGAGCGUCGUGAACGAGCACAUCAAAGACACCCCACAGAAGGAUGGUGAAGAUGCCAUGUCCUCACCCGACUCCGCCUCUGACCCCGCCUCCUCGCUUUUCAACCACUGGGGUCGAGACUUGGGUCCAGAGAGUCGAAGGGCGGCCCUGAAGAAGUUCCGUUACUAUGGCUACAACAGCUACCUGAGCGACCGUAUCUCCCUGACCCGGCCGAUCCCGGACCUGCGUCCGGACGGGUGCAGAAACAUGACGUAUUCAUCAGACCUUCCUCAGCUGAGCGUCAUCUUCAUCUUCGUUAAUGAGGCCCUGUCGGUGUUGCUGCGCUCCGUCCACACGGUCAUCCAGAGGACUCCAGCCUCCCUGCUGCAGGAGAUCAUACUGGUGGAUGACCACAGCAGCAGCUUGGAGCUGAAGGAACACCUGCAGACCUUCGUGGAUGAAAUGAACAGCCAGCACGGCCCCUCCUUCAUCAAAGUGGUCCGCCACGACAAACAGGAAGGCCUGAUCCGGUCCAGAGUCAGUGGGUGGCGGGCAGCCUCCGCCCCCGUGGUCGCUCUGUUUGACGCACACGUGGAGUUCAACACAGGAUGGGCAGAACCCAUUCUACAGCGGAUAAAAGAGGACCGGACUCGAGUUGUGUCUCCUUCUUUCGACAACAUCAAGUACGACACCUUUGAGAUCGAGGAGUACCCCCUCUCUGCUCAGGGCUUCGACUGGGAACUGUGGUGUCGAUACCUGAACCCUCCAAAGUCCUGGUGGACCCAACGAAACCACACGGCUCCCAUCAGGAGCCCUGCUCUGAUCGGCUGCUUUGUGGUAGACAGGAAGUACUUCGAGGAGAUCGGGCUGCUGGACGAGGGAAUGGAAAUUUACGGUGGAGAAAAUGUGGAGCUGGGCAUCAGGGUGUGGCAGUGUGGGGGCAGCGUGGAGGUCCUGCCUUGCUCCAGGAUCGCCCACAUCGAACGCGCCCUCAAACCUUACACAGAAAACCUGACGGCUCACGUUCGCCGGAACGCCCUGAGGGUGGCGGAGGUUUGGAUGGACCAGUACAGGAGCCACGUCUACAUGGCCUGGAACGUUCCUCUGCAGAACUCAGGAAUCGACAUCGGAGACGUUUCCCAGAGAAAAGCCCUCCGGUCCAGACUCCGAUGUCGACCGUUUAGCUGGUUCCUCGCCAACAUCUACCCAGAGCUGCGGUCCUACAGCGACACGGUCGCCUACGGGGUGCUGAAGAACAGCCUGCGCAGUGACCUGUGUCUGGACCAGGGACCCGACACGGACAACAUGCCCAUCAUGUACCUCUGUCAUGGGAUGACACCUCAGCAGAAUGUGUACUACACCAGCUCCCAGCAGCUCCAUCUGGGCGUCCUGAGUCCAACCAUCGACGAUGACGAUAACAAGUGUCUGGUAGAUGUGAACAGCAGACCCAGGCUGCUGGAGUGCAGCUAUGCAGCUACCAAGCACAUGAAGCUCACCUGGACGUUCACCCAGGACGGCUCCAUCCAGAACCUCGAGUCUCAGCGCUGUUUGGAGAUGGUCCAGAGCAGACAGUCAGAGUUCACCUUCCAGCUGGCCAUUCAGGACUGCACGGGCCAGAGAUGGACCAUCACCAACAUCCUGACUGUGCUUCCACAGUGAACUUCAGGAGAAAUGGAAAGAGAGACGUCAGUGAAGCUGGACCUAUUCUUAGCUCCAACCUGCCCAUAAAGUAGGAGCUUCCGACGCACCAUCAGUGAGUUAAUGAGCGUUUUAUGCCGCUGACCUGAGACGCAGAUAGAGCAGACGCUCCUAAAUUUCCUUGACUGCAAUCAAAGUGAGGAAUGUGACGAGUUCCUGUGAAAUCACAGGAGCAGGCUGCUUCCUGCUCAACGCGCCGCUGAUGGAUCCUGCUGCUUCCGUCAGGGUCUGAGCUCCUGCAGUCUCAUCCAUAAUCACCAUCAUAAGCUCAGCAUGCAUGGUGAUUCAGACGCCAGGCGAACGGCUGAGCUCAUUACACAAAUCCAAUGAUGGCGGCAGGUUACGUGUCGGGCCCGGGAGCUGCCCGCUUCCACAGCGUUACAGGAAGAAGACUGACAGACCGGCUUGAUUUAAAGAGACACCGUCAGGAACUUUGUGCCUCACAAGCUUCAGCCGGUGCUUUGGAAUAAACUACAUUUAAAGGAGAGGCGGCGGUCAGAGACGGAGCGGGUGAUCCAUCCAGCAAAGCAGGUUUUAAAACCCCCGUUAUCUGCUCUGACACCUGGGUAAUGCUGUUAGAGGAUGAAGAACACCUCCACAACUAAUUUCAUUGAAAGAGCAUCAGUUUGCAAAAACCUGCAGCACAGCCAGGUCUGAGUUUAGCUGGAUGCUGAGGCCAGGACUUCCCAAAGGAACCAGGCGGAUCUGGGCCUUUAAAGAAAUCCCUACGCUGGCAGACGAGGAGCUCAGACCUCCAGAAAUGAAAGAUGCUGAUCAAAUGUGUUCAUGAACACCUGAAAGGAAGAAGGCAGUAGAUUCUGCUCAGUUCAUGUUGACGUUUAGCUCCUUCCUUCAUGUUUGAUGAAUAUCAGCAUCAUUACACAGAAAAAUGACCCAUCAUAGAUGCCUCCAAUCAGCUUCUGUGAGAUGUGUCUGACGUAGUUUGGACUCAAACUGGAAGCACCACGCUCAGUCGUGGCUUCAAGCAUCAGAAAUGUAGAAACUUUAACUACAGAAAGUAAAAAGACCUUUGUUUCAAGAAGAAUUGACUUACCGUAUUUUCGGCACCAUAGGGCGCACCGUGUGAAUCGCAUAUUUCAGACUGAGAAAUAUUAGAGAAAGCUGGUUCGCUGUGGCGACCCCUGAAGGGAAGAAGAGGGCGCACCGUGUUUUAUAUAAGGCGCAAAAAAGGAACAGAAGCAAAACAAUGAGUUAAAUUUAACUUUAUUCCACAAUUCAACAAACCACUCUUUGAUCAAUCUUCUCCAACAAAACAUGUUUGGUGUUUGAAUUAAACAUGCCAGUUCUCAUUGCCGGGCAGUUGUUCAGCAAUGAUGCCGAAGGCUUUAACGAAAACUUGGCAAACAGUAGAGCUGCCACGAUUAGUCGACUAAUCAAUGAUUAAUCGACUAUUAAAAUAGUCGACGACUAAUUUAAUAGUCGAUUAGUCGUAUGGAGUCAAAGUAUAGUUAAAUUGAAAGUCAUAAUGGCAUUCUGCUAGUUUUUUUAGGCUAUUUUGGAGUUUGGCUAAUAUUUCAGCUACAUGCUAACUGUUUUGACUAAUAUAGGCUUUUUUUUAUUUUUUAGGCUAAUUUGGAGUUUAGCUAA
Molecule: messenger RNA, 3669 nt
Organism: Oryzias melastigma (Indian medaka)
Lineage: Eukaryota; Metazoa; Chordata; Actinopteri; Beloniformes; Adrianichthyidae
Gene: galnt18a
Product: UDP-N-acetyl-alpha-D-galactosamine:polypeptide N-acetylgalactosaminyltransferase 18a
Exons: 11
Coding region: 172-2022 (616 amino acids)
Cellular component (GO): Golgi apparatus
Source: RefSeq, a predicted model, not a curated record